AUGGCCGACUCGUCAAAGGCCCCACGUUCGCCAACGGGUUCACCUCCGGCGGAGAAGACGACGUCCCCUGAAAGAUCCAAGACUGCAUCCCCGAAGUCCAAGACUGCGUCUCCAGCGACGCCCGGUUCACCCGAGGCUGUUGCUCCCCAAGUUGAUAAUAAUAUGGAAGUUGACAACACGACCGGUAGAGAAUUGGAUCGCCUCGAUUUUCUAUCUGCGCUUAUUGUCAAGACCGUUGGGAAGCUCUACUAUGCACCUCUGGAGCAAGACAAGACCAACCGAAUUCUUGACAUUGGCACCGGAACCGGAAUCUGUCUGGUCCCGCCGAACGUCAAGUUCGAAGUCGACGAUGUCGAGAGUCCGUGGGUUGGGAGAUCAUACGACUACAUUUUCUGCCGCUCCAUGGCGGGCGCUAUUGCAGAUUGGCCGAAAUUAGUCAACAACAUCUUUGCAAACACCAACCCGGGCGGCUGGGCCGAAUUCCAAGACUGGGACCUUCUGUACCGGUCGGAUGACGGCUCAUAUAAUGAGAAGCACCAGACGCAUCAAAUGCUGAACAUGUUCUUCGACGCGUGUAAGAUCAUCGGUCGCGAGGCGCGGCCGGGUCCCCUGAUUCCUCAAUGGCUCGAGGGCGCCGGCUUUGUCAACAUCGUCCAUCACAGAUACCCGAUACCCGUUGGACCGUGGGCUAGGGACCCCCACUACAAAGACAUCGGGAUGAUGAACUUACACCAAGUGCUCGAUGGCCUCGAGGCCUUCAACCUGAGACUUUUCACCGGGGUUCUUGGCUGGACCGAGACGGAGGUCCAGAUGCUCCUUGCACAGUGUCGCAAGGAAUUGAAGACGGGUGCAUUUCAUGCGUACAUAAACUUGUGA
This is a messenger RNA of Colletotrichum chrysophilum, 876 nucleotides long. RefSeq lists its product as uncharacterized. The record is from RefSeq and is a predicted model, not a curated record. Bases 1 to 876 code for a protein of 291 amino acids. The transcript is spliced from 4 exons. Lineage: Eukaryota; Fungi; Ascomycota; Sordariomycetes; Glomerellales; Glomerellaceae.